UUUAUCAUUUAGUGUUUACAAAUACUUAUGUUGUAUGUUUAAAGUUUUCAUUCGUUGUUACUCUCAAACACAAAGAUUUUGUAAACAUAUUGUUGUAGGACAACAUUGAUUUAGAAAAUAACGAUGAGACGUUCUGUUGAUUGACAUGUAUACUUGAGGGUACACCAUACACAUGAGUACUUGACCGUACACUAUACACAUGAGUACUUGACCGUACACUAUACACGUGAAUGGAAUUGAUAUCGUUACCGUAUUGCUGUUAUUAGACAAGAUACUUACGUUUUCUUGUCAUAGCUGGCUUGAUUCCAAUUGGAAUUUAACCUUAUUUAAUAAAACCAUUGCAAAAUCAGGCGUAUUCCUCAAAUACUUCUUGUGCUCUCUCUUUCUCUUUCUUCAGACAACAAUUUUUAAUUUUUGCUACUUUUUGUGAAUGGAGAACAAUAUGGGAUUGCAUCAUUGCUCUCUAUCAAAUCAAACCAGUUCUAAUGUUGUAAUGAAUUUCAAGAAAAUCCCUUUUCUAUUUAAGGUCAUGUUUGUGAUAAUCCUCUAUUAAAAAACGCAGAAAAAUUCCCAGAUUCUUGGUUUACUGCCUUCCCAAAGAGUCGUAGUGCUUCUAAAGCAAGAAUAUCCAGUGGUAGUUCAUGGUGUGCUCCUGCUGCAGACGGCAAUUAUUAUUUUCAACUAAAUUUUCAAGUCUUUAUGCAGUUAACGUCAUCGCAAUCUUUGGUGACAGUUCAAGUUCAAGCUUUGUAACUAAAUAUCACUUGCAGACAAACAUUGAUGGUGUGAGCUGGAAAUCUGAAAAAUCCCAGAUGAUUUAUCUAGGAAACAAAAAUGGUUACAACGAUGCGGCUAUAGAAAAGUUUUCUGGUGGCCUUAAAUCCAAAGCUUUGCGAAUCUUUCCAUUGAAAUUUGUUGGUGCACCGUGUUUACGAAUUGAAAUUUGUGGUGGAGACUUACUCCCAGACAAACCAACAGAUCUCAUUGCAACCAAAUCUGCAUCGACGUACCUCGAGAUAUCAUGGAAACAUCCCAAAAAAACUGGUGUAAAACUUGGUACAAAUAUCUCGAAUCCUCUUACAAGAUAUCUAUUGAUUUUGCUGAAGGAUACUAUGAUUGUUUUUAAUAAAACUUUAGAGGUAACUGACAAAAAACCGUACAACAUUACGAAUCUUGUUCCUUACGCAACGUAUAAAGUUAAUGUAACCGCUGGCAAUUCUGAAGGCUUUGGUAGAUCAACUACAGCUACUUUUAGAACUGCUGAAGAUGUUCCCGAAGGUCCACCUUUAAAUGUUCAAAUUGUCGCCUUAAGCAGUUCAUCGUUAUCAGUUACGUGGGAGCCACCAGACAAGAAGAAAACAAAUGGAAAGAUAGUCAAUUACACUGUUUGUAUUACACAUUUGGAGAAUGAAACCUGUUCAAUGAAGUAUAUGAUCGAGGAACAGCGUUUGGACAUAAAUAAUGUGAAACCAGGGACAAAAUAUUAUGUUCGUGUUUUAGCUUCUACAAUAGUGGGAUCUGGAUGUUACAGCAAUGUUACAUGGGUAUUUACAAAUGGAUUGGCACCUGAACUGUCCACCAAGCAGAUUGGAAAUACGUUGACUUAUUUGUUGCAAAAUCCAAAUGUGGAAUAUCGAUAUUUCUAUGUAGUCGCGAUGAAAAAUGUCACAGAAGAGAGUCGAUUGCCUUCUAACUUUAAAAACACAGACUUAGUGACUUAUUCUAAGGCCAUAUCUUCCACACAACCAAUGCCGUAUAUUGCUGCUGUAGUCUCUCGCAGAGACUUUAAGCCUGAUUUUACACUUGGUGACGGUGAAAACACAACACGGCGUUCCAAUGGUGAAAAUUAUUAUAAUGGCCCGCUAAAGCCUGGCACUAACUACAAAAUAUUUCAGCGCGUUUUCAUAAAUGAUCAGGGUGAUUAUUAUUCCACUGACUGGAGUCCAGUGGCAGCAACUGCCCAAAAGCACAAGUCUUCAGACGGUGGAAAAUUGGAGCCAUUGCUGGUGCAGUUGUAGCUGCAAUUUUGCUCAUUAUUUUUGUCAUAUUGGUCAUUCUUUUUGUUAGGAUCAAUUCAAACUCUGCUACAGUGCAGUGAACUGCGUAUUGUAGUUAUUUGACGGCUACUAAAAGUUCUCAAAAAUGGGGGAAGUUGAAUUUUUUCGAAAUUAUUAGACGUUUUCUGAAAUUUAACGUACUAUAGAAGAAUAUGAUUAAGCAUAGAAUUUUAUUUCCUUUUAACUAUAAGAGUGAACGAGAGUGAAUGAUUCUGAAGAGUAUUUGAAAACAAUUUGGAACAUAACAUCAAAUUUUUAGGCUAAGGAUGUAGUCAAUAUUUGAAAUAGGAUAAUAGUUGUAAUACUUUUAUCUAAGUACAUUAAAUAAGAAAUAAAGUUAAAUUACAAACAAA
Messenger RNA from Xenia sp. Carnegie-2017, 2410 nucleotides. RefSeq names its product receptor-type tyrosine-protein phosphatase F-like. The transcript is spliced from 8 exons. Gene Ontology annotation, molecular function: protein binding. The record is from RefSeq and is a predicted model, not a curated record. The coding region runs from base 642 to 2018 and encodes 458 amino acids. Lineage: Eukaryota; Metazoa; Cnidaria; Anthozoa; Malacalcyonacea; Xeniidae.